AUGGCAACUGAAUCAUCUCUCAUUGGCAAUUCAGGCUUCUCGGCCUCAUCAGCAGACUUUCGCAUUGUCCAUCCUCUCUCAGCAUCCCCUGCAACAUCUGCUUUUUUCCCUCCACCUCCACCCAGCAGUUGUUCACCUCCGGCCUCUCAACAAAUGACCACCAAUACUAGCAGCAAUGGUAGUACGAAUGCCGAAGAUGUCACCACCAUCUUUGUUGUUGGUUUCCCGGAUGAUAUGCUUGAGCGAGAGUUUCAAAACAUGUUUACCUUUUCACCGGGUUUUGAAGCUGCAUCAUUAAAAUGGCACUGCAAGGAUCAAGAUGAUGAUACAACUGGAAGCAAUAGCAAUGGAGCUAAUGGAGCUAAGAAGCAAAUGAUUGGAUUUGCUAGGUUUCGGACUCGGCUUGAAGCACUUGAGGCUGUGGAGGUACUCAGCGGCAAAAAAAUCGACACUGAAAAGGGAGCUGUCCUUAAAGCCGAGAUGGCCAAGAAGAAUUUACACAUCAAACGAGGUUCUAUUGUACCUACGAGUGCACCCCAUUCAGGUGGAUCAGCUACUGCAAUGGCAGCAGCAGCAGCAGCAGCGGUAGCAGCAGCAGCGCAUCAACAACAACAUCACCCGGUAUCAGCAGCCGUACCUGCGGAGCCUACAGGACCAUCUCCGCUUAGCAUGUUGACUCGUAAAAUGAGCUUACAUCAUGGUGGAGCACCUCCAAGCGUAUACGAUGCAUUCUCACCUUUACCAAGCGACUUAUUAUCACCAGCAGAUUACAAAAGCGACCCUUUUAAUGAUCACCCAUUGGUCUCCACGCCAACAACCCCAGCAUUCAAUGACGCUUAUUUGUCACUGCGCUCUCAAUCGUUUGAUACUCGAAGCACUGAAAUUGUUUCUCCUCCACGUGCAUUCAGUCUUUAUUCUCGUCCACGAGUCGGCAGCAUUCAUCCAUUGAUGCAACAUCAAAUACCACAACAACAUCAACAACAGCAACAACAACAACAAUCAUCACUACAACAACAUGAUCCUAUGAUGGAUAAUGAUCCAUUCGGCUAUUUGAGUAAAUCAUCACCAGCGGAUCGUGCAAAUAGCAUCAGUACAUCUUAUUUUGACAGUAAUCAUGCUGCGGCUGCUGCUGAUUCGAUUCUUGGUUCACGCAUGGGUUCAUUGUCUUUGCACAAUAGUAACAGCAACGAUCUUCGUACUCCCAGCCUGUCAUCUCCUAGUUAUCGCCCUAAUCCUGCUGAUCAAAACCCACCAUGCAAUACGCUUUACGUCGGCAAUCUUCCACCUUCCACAAGUGAGGAUGAAUUACGCCAACUCUUUUCAAAGUGUACAAAUUUCAAGCGAUUGCUUUUUCGCAACAAGAACCAGCAAGGACCCAUGUGCUUUGUUGAAUUUGAGGAUGUCACUUUUGCUACUCAAGCCAUGAACGAAUUGCAAGGCUACAAUCUCAGCAACUCGGUUAAGGGUGGUAUUCGUUUGUCCUUUAGCAAGAAUCCUUUAUUCACCAAGCCUAAUAAGCAAUCCAAGCCCAGCGACAUCGACUCUCCCAUGUGA
This is a messenger RNA of Lichtheimia ornata, 1554 nucleotides long. RefSeq lists its product as uncharacterized. NCBI's taxonomy places the organism in Eukaryota, Fungi, Mucoromycota, Mucoromycetes, Mucorales, Lichtheimiaceae. Gene Ontology annotation, molecular function: mRNA binding. The record is from RefSeq and is a predicted model, not a curated record. The transcript has 2 exons. Bases 1 to 1554 code for a protein of 517 amino acids.